GCAAGGCGAGGCACAGGAGCGCCAGUAGUAAACAUGGCGGCUAAGGGGGGUAAGCAAAGAACGCGACGAGUCAGUAGACAAGAUGCUAAUAACAGCGGGAAUCUACUGAGCGAAACCCGGGUGCAGAGAGAGGAGAAGYCCGGAGAGGAGACCAAAACCCCCGACACACGGACUGAGUGUGUCAGUAGAGGAGGCCAGGUGUGGGCUCCUGAAGGUUCCACGGCAUUUAAAUGUCUCCUGUCAGCCCGGUUCUGUGCAGCGUUGCUUAGCAACAUCUCUGACUGUGACGAGACCUACAACUACUGGGAGCCGAUGCACUUCUUGCUGUAUGGCUAUGGGAUGCAGACGUGGGAGUAUUCCCCGCUUAACGCCAUCCGUUCCUACGGUUACCUGUGGCUGCACGCCCUCCCCGCCUCACUACACUCUCACAUCCUACAGACCAACAAGGUGCUUGUGUUUUACAGUGCUGUGUUGUGUAUUUUUGAUGUGUAUGGCCUUCUCCUGCUGCAUCUGUGA
Molecule: messenger RNA, 516 nt
Organism: Salvelinus sp. IW2-2015
Lineage: Eukaryota; Metazoa; Chordata; Actinopteri; Salmoniformes; Salmonidae
Source: RefSeq, a predicted model, not a curated record